Mastomys coucha (southern multimammate mouse) is the source of this 1214-nucleotide messenger RNA. RefSeq names its product testis expressed 33 (gene Cimip4). Lineage: Eukaryota; Metazoa; Chordata; Mammalia; Rodentia; Muridae. The transcript is spliced from 7 exons. The record is from RefSeq and is a predicted model, not a curated record. The coding region runs from base 373 to 1161 and encodes 262 amino acids.
UUAGUUGCCCACUGGCCCUCUUGGGUAGCAGUGCUACUCUGUCUGACCCUCCAGAGUGGUGAGGCAGAGAGGCCUGUGAGGUAGGUGGGUCUCUAUUACCACCUGGGGGGCUCAUUUUCCCUCUUCCCACUCAGAGCUGCUUGUGAGUGCCAGGUGCCCAGGCUGCAGUUGCGCGGCGCAUCCUCCCGCUAUCCUUGGCUUACACCUCUCAGGACUUUGCUCUCCAGCUGGUGAUCCUUUGCUGACAGUUUGGUAACCCAGUGUCCAGCCCACGGGUCACUCUGAACAGGAGCUGCCUUGUUUGUCAGAGGAAACUUCCUGAAGAGCUAUGAGGGCCAAGCUCAGACAUAACGGGUCCCAGAGCCAGAGUCAAUGGAGCUGAGCCACCGGCAAGGUACAACCACGCUGACAAGGACCCACCCAAACAACAAGGAGGGCCAGCAGGACAUGGAGUCCUUCAGCGCUACCCAUAGCUCCAAAUUAAAGUACCACCCAAGGCUCUCCCAGAGCCCCUUAGGCGGCCCCCUGGGCCAGGGCCACCUGGAGACUCCACCUCUACUACCAACUCCUACCUGCAGGACCUCUCGGGCUAUGAACUCCAAUCCUGAGGACCUGAAGAAGGGGACAUCCAGAUCCAGCUUGAGAGAUGCCAGGAAGAACUUGCGAGAGGGAUGCCAGGGGGAGGAAGGCUGGGACUCCAGGUCCCCCGAGCAGAGGACAGUCCCUCUGAGCAAGAAGGACAGCGCCAUUCCUGAAAACAUCCGCCACAAAUUUGGGAGCAAGAUGGUGGACCAACUGAUCACUGAGGAUCAGGCUCGGCAGGCCGUUGGUGAAGUCUUUGAGGGCCAGAAGAGGUCAAGCUCAUGGCCUGGCAGGACCCAGAGCCCCAUGCAAGCCUCCUCCAUUUUCUCAGACUACUAUGACCUGGGCUACCACAUGCGGUCCAACUUGUUUCAAGGCCCACCCCAGGAGACAAAGAGCCUCAUGAAGGCUUCCUACACGCCGGAGGUGAUAGAGAAGUCGGUGAGGGAUGUGGAACACUGGCACGGGAGGAAGACGGAUGACCUGGGCCGGUGGCACCGGAAAAAUGCCAUGAACAUGAACUUGCAGAAAGCGCUGGAAGAGAAAUAUGGUGAAAAGAGCAGAUCCAAGGGCAAGUAGUUGAAAGGAAGCUCUAGAAUGCUGCCAAUAAAGAAAUAAAGGCUCUGAUCUGA